Acanthocheilonema viteae is the source of this 645-nucleotide messenger RNA. The record is from the annotation of a GenBank genome assembly. NCBI's taxonomy places the organism in Eukaryota, Metazoa, Nematoda, Chromadorea, Rhabditida, Onchocercidae.
AUGUCAUAUAUUAUUGGAAAUUUAAUGCAAGGUUUCUCAAGUGGUGGUUGGAAAGAGCAACAUAAUAUGCAUCAUGCAGCAACGAAUAUUAUUGGUCGUGAUAGUGACAUCGAUUUAAUGCCAUUUUGGGCUGUUGUACCAUCAGAUUUGAAAGUGAGAAUUCAUCAGGAAAGAGCAACAGUUGAGCGUUUAGCGCUAUUACUACAUUGGUGUAUGGUAAUCAUGCAACUUUAUUACUUACCAACAUUUCAAAUACGAUUAAUUUAUUUCUUCAUAUCACAAUUAUUCGCUGGAUUUCUCUUGGCUCAUGUUGUUACUUACAAUCAUUACUCCACUUUAAAAUUCAAAUGUGAUGAUGUAAUUUGCAAAAGUUAUGUCUGUUUGCAACUUUAUACAACCAGAAAUAUGAAGCCAGGAAUUUUAAUUGAUUGGUUAUGGGGUGGAUUAAAUUAUCAAAUUGAACAUCAUUUAUUUCCAACCAUGCCAAGACAUAAUUUAAAAAAGGUGAUGCCAUUAGUGAAGGAAUUUUGCAUGGAAAAUAAUUUACCGUAUAUGGUAAAUGAAUAUUUUGAAGGAUGGCUUAUGGAAAUUCAACAAAUGGCUGCUGUUGCAAAAUUAGCACAACGAAUUUGUCAUCAAAAUUAG